Capronia epimyces CBS 606.96 is the source of this 2058-nucleotide messenger RNA. RefSeq names its product transcription factor steA. Gene Ontology annotation, biological process: regulation of DNA-templated transcription; sexual reproduction. The record is from RefSeq and is a predicted model, not a curated record. Lineage: Eukaryota; Fungi; Ascomycota; Eurotiomycetes; Chaetothyriales; Herpotrichiellaceae. Bases 1 to 2058 code for a protein of 685 amino acids. The transcript has 3 exons. Gene Ontology annotation, cellular component: Tec1p-Ste12p-Dig1p complex; nucleus; Ste12p-Dig1p-Dig2p complex. Gene Ontology annotation, molecular function: DNA-binding transcription factor activity.
AUGUAUCCUUCGAGUGGUGCGCCAAUGGCUCACCCUCAGAAGCCCGAAACGUUCAUGCUUUCGAAUGAGGCCCAGCAAAGCCUGCCCCAGGAUGCGCAAGUCGCCCUGCAGCAAGUGGACAACCUCAAAUACUUUCUCAUCUCGGCUCCGGUAGACUGGAGCCCGGACUCUUUGAUCAGGAGAUUUCUCCUCCCUACCGGCGAAUAUGUCUCCUGCGUUCUAUGGAACAAUCUCUUCCACAUCUCCGGCACAGAUAUCGUCAGGUGUCUAUCUUUCCGUUUUCAAGCAUUCGGUCGACCAGUGAAGAAUCCCAAGAAAUUCGAGGAAGGCAUCUUCUCAGACCUGCGAAAUCUCAAGUCCGGCACGGACGCGUCUCUAGAGGAACCCAAGAGUCCGUUCUUGGACUUCUUGUACAAGAACAACUGCAUCCGAACACAAAAGAAGCAAAAAGUGUUUUACUGGUACAGCGUGCCUCAUGAUCGCCUGUUCCUCGAUGCUCUCGAGCGAGACUUGAAGCGCGAGAAGAUGAACCAGGAGGCGACGACAAAGGCCGUGGCAGAGCCGGCACUGUCAUUCGAGUUCGACUCCUCCCAGUCACUCUUCGAGCAACUCACCAAGGCUCAACAAGCCAGUUCCUCAUCUUUCGCGACCGCGAAUGGAACCGUGCCGUACUCCCAAGCCCCUUCUCCUGUGCUCCGCGCAACGGAUUCAAUGCCCCCUCCACAGAUGGGCCCACCACACAUGCCCCGAUCGCAGGAGCAGCAACAAUCUCUGUACACAAGCAUGGCCAUGUCCAACCCCAUUCACACCACAGCGAUGUCACGAGAGCAGGAUUUCUCCCAGAUCGCCUAUGACCGAAAUGGUGUCGCAUAUGACCGCGCACACAUCCGACAUGCGUCCAUGCCUGCGGCUUAUAUGGAGUACUCUCCGGCCCCUUCCUUCGUUUCGUCGCAUUUCGAGGACUACAGCACUCGUGGUCUCUCAUACGAACCCAUCACUCCCCCCCAGCAUGCGAUGCCGGUCGGCACAGAGCCGGCCUACAUCGCCAACGAAGACACCGGCCUCUACUCGGCCAUUCCAGAGAUGCAGCCGAUGUCUGCGUACAAUCCGAUGGCUUCGCUUCCUCCUGCCACAAUGGCUGGUCCGACUUAUGCAAGUGCUCCCCGAACAUUUCCACCGGGGAACGUCUACUCGGUCAUUGAAGGUUCUCCCACCUACAAAGCCCGGAGGAGGCGAUCUUCUAUUCCUUCAUCCAUCAUGAAUGCUGUUGCUGCCAACGCCGUUGCCCAGGUCACGCACGGUAUGAAAGCUCAUGUUCCGCAGAGGCCUAGCGAUCUUCGACGGUCCAUGUCUAGCUCUGUUCUCCCUAUCGCUGAAGGGGACGAAUCAGCCGGACAGUCUCCGCCAGGCCUGGCUCACAGCUAUGCAUCCUCCAUCAUGAACCGGGAUCAUCUGAAUGACGCUUCCCGUCAUUCGACUCCUCUACACAGCUUAGAGGAAGAUGCUGCGCAUACAUUCGCCAUGGCUGGAAUCAACGGAGAUGAUAUGCAGGCCCACUCACUACAGGCCAGCCCCGCCGUCCGGUUGGAAAGGCCAGGACCCGUACGAAGGGCACGAAGCGCGACCAUGAUGGAACUCGGGGUACCUUAUAAGUCCCAUUCGUGUCCUAUCCCAAGCUGUGGCCGACUCUUCAAGCGCCUCGAACAUCUCAAACGACACGUCCGAACCCAUACUCAAGAGCGGCCCUACGUGUGCCCAUACUGCAACAAAGCAUUCUCACGAUCCGACAAUUUGGCACAACAUCGUCGAACACACGAAUCGCAACAAGAUGGUCAGCCUGCUCCCAUGACCAGCGAAGAGGAACUGGAAAAUGAAGAAAAUGACUUCGGUUCCAUGGAAGAAUUAUCCUCUCCGGACGAAGUCACCCGGCCCAUGAGUGUUUCUGGCAUGGUUGCCAUGUCGAUGCCUCCGCCAUCAACACUUGUUAUGCAAUCCAUGUCUCAUCCGAUGAUGGCCCCCAGUCAACUUGUUCAACCUUCGAUGUUGCAGAAUCUGUAA